Molecule: messenger RNA, 5147 nt
Organism: Pan troglodytes (chimpanzee)
Lineage: Eukaryota; Metazoa; Chordata; Mammalia; Primates; Hominidae
Product: zinc finger protein 91
Biological process (GO): regulation of DNA-templated transcription
Molecular function (GO): DNA-binding transcription factor activity, RNA polymerase II-specific; RNA polymerase II cis-regulatory region sequence-specific DNA binding
Source: RefSeq, a predicted model, not a curated record
CAGGGCCUGAGAAGGCGGGGCCUUAAACGUUAUCUAAUCAGGGACGCUGGGCUGGGAACUGUCCAAUCAGGCACAAAGCUGGAGCGGACAGGGCGGCUUCCGGGAUGUGGCUGGGCCUUUGUCUCUCGCUGCCGCCGGAGUUUCCAGGUCUCGACUUCGCUGCUCUGUGUCCUCUGCUCCAGGAGGCCCAGCCUGUGUGGCCCUGUGACCUGCAGGUAUUGGAGAGCCACAGCUAAGACGCCAGGAACCCCUGGAAGCCUAGAAAUGGGACUGUUGACAUUUAGGGAUGUGGCCAUAGAAUUCUCUCCGGAGGAGUGGCAAUGUCUGGACACUGCACAGCAGAAUUUAUAUAGGAAUGUGAUGUUAGAGAACUACAGAAACCUGGCCUUCCUGGGUAUUGCUCUCUCUAAGCCAGACCUGAUUACUUGUCUGGAGCAAGGAAAAGAGCCCUGGAAUAUGAAGCAACAUGAGAUGGUGGAUGAACCCACAGGUAUAUGUCCUCAUUUUCCUCAAGACUUUUGGCCAGAGCAGAGCAUGGAAGAUUCUUUUCAAAAAGUAUUACUGAGAAAAUAUGAAAAAUGUGGACAUGAGAAUUUACAGUUAAGAAAAGGUUGUAAAAGUGUGGAUGAGUGUAAGGUGCACAAAGAAGGUUAUAAUAAACUUAACCAGUGUCUCACAACUGCCCAGAGCAAAGUAUUUCAAUGUGGUAAAUAUUUGAAAGUCUUCUAUAAAUUUUUAAAUUCAAACAGACAUACGAUAAGACAUACUGGAAAGAAAUGCUUCAAAGUAAAAAAUGUGUCAAGUCAUUUUGCAUCCAUUUACAAAACCCAACAUAAAUGCGUUUAUAUUACAGAGAAGUCCUAUAAAUGUAAAGAAUGUGAAAAAACCUUUCAUUGGUCCUCAACCCUUACUAAUCAUACGGAAAUUCAUACUGAAGAUAAACCCUACAAAUGUGAAGAAUGUGGCAAAGCUUUUAAGCAGCUCUCAACCCUUACUACACAUAAAAUAAUUUGUGCUAAAGAGAAAAUCUACAAGUGUGAAGAAUGUGGCAAAGCAUUUCUAUUGUCCUCAACCCUAACUAGACAUAAGAGGAUACACACUGGAGAGAAACCCUACAAAUGUGAAGAAUGUGGCAAAGCUUUUAGCCAUUCUUCAACCCUUGCUAAACAUAAGAGAAUUCAUACUGGAGAGAAACCCUACAAAUGUGAAGAAUGUGGCAAAGCUUUUAGCCGUUCUUCAACCCUUGCUAAACAUAAGAGAAUUCAUACUGGAGAGAAACCCUACAAAUGUAAAGAAUGUGGCAAAGCUUUUAGCAAUUCCUCAACCCUUGCUAAUCAUAAGAUAACUCAUACUGAAGAGAAACCCUACAAAUGUGAAGAAUGUGACAAAGCUUUUAAGCGACUCUCAACCCUUACUAAACAUAAAAUAAUACAUGCUGGAGAGAAACUCUACAAAUGUGAAGAAUGUGGCAAAGCUUUUAAUCGAUCUUCAAAUCUUACUAUACAUAAGUUUAUUCAUACUGGAGAGAAACCUUACAAGUGUGAAGAAUGUGGCAAAGCAUUUAACUGGUCCUCAAGCCUUACUAAACAUAAAAGAUUUCAUACUAGAGAGAAACCCUUCAAAUGUAAAGAAUGUGGCAAAGCAUUUAUAUGGUCUUCAACCCUAACUAGACAUAAGAGGAUACACACUGGAGAGAAGCCCUACAAAUGUGAAGAAUGUGGCAAAGCUUUUAGGCAAUCCUCAACCCUUACUAAACAUAAGAUAAUUCAUACUGGAGAGAAACCCUACAAAUUUGAAGAAAAUGGCAAAGCUUUUAGACAAUCCUUAACCCUUAAUAAACAUAAGAUAAUUCAUAGUAGAGAGAAACCCUACAAAUGUAAAGAAUGUGGCAAAGCUUUUAAGCAAUUCUCAACCCUUACUACACAUAAAAUAAUUCAUGCUGGAAAGAAACUCUACAAAUGUGAAGAAUGUGGCAAAGCUUUUAAUCAAUCCUCAAGUCUUUCUACACAUAAGAUAAUUCAUACUGGAGAGAAGUCUUACAAGUGUGAAGAAUGUGGCAAAGCAUUUCUAUGGUCCUCAACCCUAAGAAGACAUAAGAGGAUACACACUGGAGAGAAACCCUACAAAUGUGAAGAAUGUGGCAAAGCUUUUAGCCAUUCUUCAGCCCUUGCUAAACAUAAGAGAAUUCAUACUGGAGAGAAACCCUACAAAUGUAAAGAAUGUGGCAAAGCUUUUAGCAAUUCCUCAACCCUUGCUAAUCAUAAGAUAACUCAUACUGAAGAGAAACCCUACAAAUGUAAAGAAUGUGACAAAACUUUUAAGCGACUCUCAACCCUUACUAAACAUAAAAUAAUACAUGCUGGAGAGAAACUCUACAAAUGUGAAGAAUGUGGCAAAGCUUUUAAUCGAUCUUCAAAUCUUACUAUACAUAAGUUUAUUCAUACUGGAGAGAAACCUUACAAGUGUGAAGAAUGUGGCAAAGCAUUUAACUGGUCCUCAAGCCUUACUAAACAUAAAAGAAUUCAUACUAGAGAGAAACCCUUCAAAUGUAAAGAAUGUGGCAAAGCAUUUAUAUGGUCUUCAACCCUAACUAGACAUAAGAGGAUACACACUGGAGAGAAGCCCUACAAAUGUGAAGAAUGUGGCAAAGCUUUUAGCCGUUCCUCAACCCUUAAUAAGCAUAAGACAAUUCAUACUGGAGAGAAACCCUACAAAUGUAAAGAAUGUGGCAAAGCUUUUAAGCACUCCUCAGCCCUUGCUAAACAUAAAAUAAUACAUGCUGGAGAGAAACUCUACAAAUGUGAAGAAUGUGGCAAAGCUUUUAAUCAAUCUUCAAAUCUUAUGACACAUAAGAUAAUUCAUACUAAAGAGAAACCUUCCAAGAGUGAAGAAUGUGACAAAGCAAUUAUCUGGUCCUCAACCCUUACUGAACAUAAGAGAAUUCAUACCAGAGAGAAAACCUACAAAUGUGAAGAAUGUGGCAAAGCAUUUAGCCAGCCUUCACACCUUACUACACAUAAGAGGAUGCACACUGGAGAGAAACCCUACAAAUGUGAAGAAUGUGGCAAAGCUUUUAGCCAAUCCUCAACCCUUACUACACAUAAGAUAAUUCAUACUGGAGAGAAACCCUACAAAUGUGAAGAAUGUGGCAAAGCUUUUAGGAAAUCUUCAACUCUUACUGAACAUAAGAUAAUUCAUACUGGAGAGAAACCCUACAAAUGUGAAGAAUGUGGCAAAGCAUUUAGCCAAUCCUCAACCCUAACUAGACAUACGAGGAUGCACACUGGAGAGAAACCAUACAAAUGUGAAGAAUGUGGCAAAGCUUUUAAUCGAUCCUCAAAGCUUACUACACAUAAGAUAAUUCAUACUGGAGAGAAACCUUACAAGUGUGAAGAAUGUGGCAAAGCAUUUAUAUCAUCCUCAACCCUAAAUGGACAUAAGAGAAUUCAUACUAGAGAGAAACCCUACAAAUGUGAAGAAUGUGGCAAAGCAUUUAGCCAAUCUUCAACCCUAACUAGACAUAAGAGGUUGCACACCGGAGAGAAACCCUACAAAUGUGGAGAAUGUGGCAAAGCCUUUAAAGAGUCCUCAGCUCUUACUAAACAUAAGAUAAUUCACACUGGAGAGAAACCCUACAAAUGUGAAAAAUGUGGCAAAGCCUUUAACCAGUCUUCAAUCCUUACUAACCAUAAGAAAAUUCAUACUAUCACGCCUGUAAUCCCAGCACUUUGGGAGGCCGAGGCGGGCGGAUCACGAGGUCAGGAGAUCGAGACCAUCCUGGCUAACACAGUGAAACCCCGUCUCUACUAAAAAAUACAAAAAAUUAGCCGGGCAUGGUGGCAGGCGCCUGUAGUCCCAGCUAUGCGGGAGGCUGAGGCAGGAGAAUGGCGUGAACCCGGGAGGGCGGAGCUUGCAGUGAGCUGAGAUCGCGCCACUGCUCUCAAGCCUGGGCGACAGAGCGAGACUCCGUCUCAAAAAAAAAGAAAAUUCAUACUAGAGAGAAACCCUACAAAUAUAAAGAAUGUGGCAAAUCUUUUAACCGGUCUUCAACCUUUACUAAACAUAAGGUAAUUCAUACUGGAGUAAAACUCUACAAAUGUGAAGAAUGUGGCAAAUCCUUUUUCUGGUCCUCAGCCCUAACCAGACAUAAGAAAAUUCAUACUGGACAGCAACCCUACAAACAGGAAAAAUUUGGCAAAGCCUUUAACCAGUUUUCACACCUUACUACAGAUAAGAUAACUCAUAUUGAAGAGAAAUCUUACAAGUGUGAAUAAUGUGGUAAAGUCUAUAAAAAGUCCUGAAUUCUUAACAGACAUAAGAUUAUUCAUACUGGAGAGAAACUCUACAAACCUGAAAGAUGUGCCAACGCUUUUGACACGUCAAACUUUUCUAAACAUCAAGAAAAUCAUGCUGCUGAGAAAUCCUAGAAAUGUGAAGAAUGUGACAAAGCCUCUAAAUGAUUGUCACACUUGAUCGUAGGUAAGAUAAUUCAUACUGGAGAAAACUACCAGUGUGAACAAUGUGGCCAAGCUUUGAACCAAUGCUCACACCUUAAUGCAUAGGAAAGCAUUUAUACUUGAGAAAAAGUGAACAAAUAUAGACAAAAAGCCAUUAAUACCUGCUCACAUCGUACUCAAAAUCAGAGCGUUCAUACUAAAUAAGAAGUGUAAUUACUGUCAAACGAUUGAUCAGAAAAUAUGUCUUUAAAGUACAGAAGAGUAUUUAUUUUGAAAAAGCAUUACAAAUAUGAAGAGGCAUUAUUUAUGACCUUUUCUAUGGAAAGGUAAGGACAUUAAAAAUGUAAGAUGCAUGAUGAAAAUUUAAGUAGAGAGGAUCUUUAUGUGGUUAACUUAUAAUAUCGAGUGAUGCAUGAGGUAGGUGUUCAGAUUAAUAUUCUGCAUUAUUAUGAAAGAAAAACAUUCUUAAUUUUAGUUAAAGUUUAGUAUGAUUUAUUGUAUUUUUAUGAAAUAUAUGCAGCAUAUUUUUAAAUUAUAAAUUGCAUGUGAACUUUUCAACUAAACAGUUUUAACAUGUUAAAUACUAUCAUGAAUUCAAUGAAGUGUUAUUAUGCCAGUAACUUUAACCUAUUCCACCUUACUCAAGGGUGUAGGUAAAAGAUGGUAAAAAUACACUAUUUGGUAAGAUAA